This is a messenger RNA of Osmia bicornis bicornis, 4005 nucleotides long. RefSeq lists its product as uncharacterized. The coding region runs from base 246 to 3578 and encodes 1110 amino acids. The transcript is spliced from 5 exons. Lineage: Eukaryota; Metazoa; Arthropoda; Insecta; Hymenoptera; Megachilidae. The record is from RefSeq and is a predicted model, not a curated record.
UAUCCAAGAUACUUAAACACUUUCGUAAAAUCUUCAUUUUUACUCUGAAAGAUAGUUUUAAGGUAUAAUGGUAUAUUUUUGAAAAACAGGACGAUGAAAAGGAACAUAAUAAACAAUUGAAAGAUGACAAAUUAGUGUGUCAUACAAAAGGUAAAUACGAGUAUAGACCGCGUCGAAGGUCUCCCAAAAGUGGUUUAAAACCGAGUUACUUCCGGGAGAAGCACCACGCUGUUCGUUCAAAAAGAAUGCACGAGGGGAAGAUAAAAGGUCACGAUAAGAAAGGUAUUGAGAUCGAAGGGACGGGGAGUAAAAAACACUCGAAAUUGGCGAGCGAUUGUCGAACCGAUAAUCGUAGGAUGACCGGAAACGUGAAUAUCUAUAUCUGCUCGGAAACCAACGAGAAUACACAGGUAAGUCAGGACGCAUCUGGUCCGUGCACAGAAUCGAGUUCGGAAACAACCACGGACCGAUCGAAGAUAUGUUCGAGUAAACUUGUGACCUGCAUCCGAAACAAGCGCAGGAAAUGCAAAGAACAAAAAUCAUUGGAUCUUCUUCCGCAAAAAGAGGAAAGCAGCGACAACAGCAACAUAUCCAGCCUCGUUUCGAAAUCCACAGAUUCUAACAUCGUGAUAGGAGAAGAAAGUAACGAUUUCCUUGUGUGCAAGGAUACAGAGUCCACUUUAACCGAAUGCGAAUGCAAGGACAGUAGCAACAGCGAUGCAACGAUAAAUGGAUCGGAUGAAUCUUUCACAAGAUCGAAGUACGUCGUGUGUGAUAGCGUAGAAAAGCCUUGUUCCACGAUUUAUCCUUCGAAAAUUCAUUCGAAAUCAGACACCGAUGAGUGGUCGUCGAAAUCAGUCUGCAGCAGUCGAAACGAUGAUUACACCUCCCUGGAUCGGCAACGUGGAAUCGUGUUGUGUGAUAAAAAGCCUGAAUUUGACUACAGUAAUUAUAAUAAUUUGAAAGAGAGAAGGAAGUUCCCGAAGGCUUGCAGAUGUCGUAAACAAAAUCGGGAACCCGUUGGUGAUAGACGGUGCAGUUGUGGUGGAAAGAGACGAAGGGCGAUGGAAAAAGAAAAUUGUGUUCAGCCAUUGUCAACCUGCGCUUGUAUUGCUGAGGAAGAAGAGGAGGAUGUGUGUAUGGAUGUUGAAACUUGUAAGAAAUCAGUGGAAGAUCCGGUAAGCGUUUGUCGAGAUGCUUCUAAAAGUUUAGAAGAACCUGUAGAAAAAUUUGUAGCGUGUACCAAAAAAAGUGCUGGGAAAGAGAAAGAAAAGGAAAGUGAACAAAUUGAUGAAGAAACAGAGGAAGAGAAGAAAGAAAAUUUAGAGAAAGUGCCAGCUCCUCCAUCGACGCCUCGAAAAUUGAUAAGACCCGAAGCUUUGGUGCUAAAAAAUAUUUUAAAGCAGCAGAAUAAGCUAGCUGCGCAAACUAUUGAUCAAACUAAUACUAAUCCAGCUCCAUUGACUAAAACAAAUGCAAUAGAAAAUAAAAUGAAUCCGUCGAGUAACAAUGCAAAUAAUUCUCAAACGAAAGCUGAGCCAGCAUUUUUAAAAAGAUUCAACCUGAAGGAGCAGCAUAAAUUUAUAAAAAAAUCAGAGGUUGAAAAAGAACAGACCCCUUCACAGAAACCGGAAGACAAAACGCAGGAAGUUAAAGAGAAUGAAGAAGAUAAAGGUGCCAGGAAGUCCUUCCAGGAAAAAAUGAAGAGUAGCAUGUUCUAUAAGAGUUUCAGAAAAGUUCUCGAGAAAAAGGAAAGUCCAGAAAGAAAAUCUAAGGAGGAAGAUAAGGUCGGUGAAGAUACGAAGGGCAGCGCCGACAAAAAAGAUUCUAAAGACCCGAAAGAGAAGGAAAAAUUUUUUCAUAAAAUGAUGAAAGGGAAAAAGAAUAAGCAUGAAACAAACGUUUCACAGAAGAUUUCUGAAAAUGAUGCUGAUUCCAAGCCUGUUGAAUCAAUAAAGAUUGAAGAAGAAAAGAAGAAUAUGAAAGAGGAAACUUCUGCUAUUAAAGAAAAGGAAGAAAAGGUAAAAUUAUCGACCACGAUGGUUAGUAACAAACCUUCUCCUCCUUUAAUUAAAGAUACUAAAGUUGAAGAAAUGAAACAGAUAAAUCCUGAAAAAUCUGAAAAAGUAUCUGAGUCUUGGGAUUCGAAGAAGAUCGAACCUGGACCACCAAAGGACCCAGAAAUUCGACAGAAACCCGAUGACCGAGAAACAAAGAAACCAGAAACUCGAAAAUCUCUGACGGAAGACAAACGUAUAAAAAUUGACCUACCUUCUGAAGCAGCUACUGUGUGCGCCCAAUGCGUACGAAGGAAGUCAUUAAAUCAAGAAUCGAAACAAUGUUCGCAGAUUCACGUAUCAGAACCCCAUACAACCUGUGUGAAUCCAAACUUUAUAAGAUGUACAGAUAUUAAUGAAAAUUGUACCGUGGGUAAUGAGAGCAGAUGCACAUGUUGUUACUUACCAAUGUCACAGAGCACUAAUGAAUGUACAAAUCAUCCGAAGAGCUGUUUGAAAAAAGAGAGACAGUUUCGUUGUCCGAAUUCUCAGGAAACCAGUUCUUCGAUUCCUUGUUACGAUAAGAGGAAUUGGGCAGAGUGUGGGUGCAGAAGGGCGCUUUGUUGCGAGGGUUGUCGAAGGCCAAGGACCGAGUGCAGUUGCAGGUCCACCUAUGUACCCUGCGCUAAUUGUUGCAAACCUAGAAGCAAGUGCUCGUGCAAAUCAAUUUGCAAAACCAGAAGCACCUGCGGACACAUGAGGUCGAUGUUUUGUCUAUAUUGCGACAAUCCUCGGGAAACGUGUACGUGUAGAGCGCCGUUGCGAAAAUGCUCGUACUGCGAAUUGUCGAUAGACCUGUGCAGGUGCGAGGAACGGAAGACGAUUUGCGAUGGAAGACCGGUCCUGACCGAGGCCGAUAACGAUCGCACCAUGUACGUUACCGCGUGGAAACCGAGGGAAGAGAUACGACGUUACUUCUCGAGAAACUUGGACGUUCUUCGAACCGAUUCUAUCAAUGAAUGCUGGUGCCAUGAAAAGCUGAAACACCACAACUCCGAUGACCUUCCUUAUCAACGUUUGAGCGUCUUCUCUGACGUGAUGGACGAGCUGCAGCAGAAGUUGAGCGAGUCUUCGUGCUGCACUCGUUGCAGGAAGAUUCCCUGUUGCUGCAAUCCUAACGAGGGAAAGAUAAAAUGCUGUGUCAGUCCUAAAACAAGACGAAAGCUGGUAGCAGUAUGCAUGGAGAAGCCAAAGGUUAAAUCAAUGGGCAAUUACAAGUGCGACACGGGCAAGGAAAAAAGCGAUAGAUCGAGAAAAAUAAUAGUAUCCCUCUGUUGCGAGUGCAAAUCUACACCGUGCAGAUGCAAAAAGUCUAAAUCGAAUCAGAAGAAACCAAGAGCAAAGUGUUAUUAUUGCAAAAGCUCGCCUUGCAUCUGCAUUGCGACCGGAGAAUGCAACAAACCGAGGCCGUGCAGGUGUAAUGAUUCACCUUGUCGCACGAAAGAGAAGGAAAAGGCACUGCGUGGAAAAACAUCCACGAAACCAAAGAACAAUGACGAAAAGAUAAUUUGUGUGCGGUAGAAAGUCACCUGUGAUUAUUUAACAGAAGAACACAUUCGUAUAUCGUCGAAACGAUCUAGUAACUGAGAUCUUGACACGAUAGCUGAUGGAUUUUAUAGCUUUGAUGAUAAACAAAAGAAAGAUUGAUAAGUUGUUAUUUUUUUAAGCGAUUAUUUAACCCCACAACACGUAUUAUAAGGAAAUGAUCUGGUAAUCGGGAUCUGAGAUCAAUUAUUGAUGAUUUGUAAAUGAUAAAAAAGUAGGAAUAUUACCAUGAUUUUCCAUGAAUUAAAAUUAUUUACCUUGUUUAUUAAACGCGUUCUUGAACAUGUUUCUAAAGAUUUCAGUCAUCAAAGGUAUUCAAGUAAUAUUGAUUUUAUAAAUUAUGUAAUUUUGAUAAUGUUCCCUUGAUUUAAGAUUAAAACACUUUGUGUUUCAUUUAAGAAUA